Molecule: messenger RNA, 1529 nt
Organism: Uranotaenia lowii
Lineage: Eukaryota; Metazoa; Arthropoda; Insecta; Diptera; Culicidae
Product: cytochrome P450 6d3-like
Exons: 2
Coding region: 54-1529 (491 amino acids)
Molecular function (GO): oxidoreductase activity, acting on paired donors, with incorporation or reduction of molecular oxygen; iron ion binding; monooxygenase activity
Source: RefSeq, a predicted model, not a curated record
AAAAUAUUUCAUCAAUCGCCGCAGUUCAUUCCGCGACGUUCUACCGGGAAGAGAUGAUUGUUUAUUCGGUCGCGUUACUCGCGGUGGCCAUUGUGCUGGUGCUUCGGUAUUUCUACUCAUAUUGGGAGCGACAUGGAGUGCCAAAUAUUAAGCCACACAUUCCGUUUGGCAAUUUACAAACGGUCGUUCGAAAGCAAGAGUCAUUCGGAAUAGCUAUUUGUGAGCUUUGUCGAAAAACGACCGGUCGACUAGUUGGAAUUUAUUUGUUUUUCAAACCAGCCAUUCUGAUUAGAGAUGCUCACCUGGCCCAUCGUAUCAUGACGACGGACUUCAACAGCUUCCACGAUCGUGGAGUUUAUUGCAAUGAAAAGGGGGAUCCAUUUUCCGCUCAUUUGUUCGCUCUUCCAGGAAAACGAUGGAGAAAUUUACGCAAUAAGUUUACUCCAAUCUUUACCUCGGGACAGCUAAGACAAAUGAUGCCAACCAUUCUUCACGUAGGGAAUAAGCUUCAAAAAUCCCUGGAAAAGAAUGCAGAUGCUGGAGAAGUCAUCGAAAUGCGGAAUGUUGUUUCUCGAUAUGUGAUGGAGAUUGUGGCGUCCGUGUUUUUCGGAUUCGAAGCUAAUUGUAUCGCGAACCCAGAAGAUUCCUUCAGCACUGCGCUGAAAGAAGCCCAACGUCCUAGUUUGUCCACCAAUUUCCGCACCGCUGCCACUUUUGUGUGCCCUGAGCUGCUCAAAAUCGUUCGAACUACCGCGCUGCCGUCGAGUAUUAUUCAAUUCGUAACCGAAAUUAUUACCAAGCAAAUAGAACACCGUGAACAGACCAAAACGACCCGAAAAGAUUUCAUUCAGCAGCUUAUCAAUUUGCGCCAGAGUGAUAACGAAAAUCAAGAAUUAUCACUCAGUAUAGGUCAAUGUGCUGCAAAUGUGUUUUUGUUCUACGCUGCUGGUUCAGAAACGUCAUCAGCGACCAUAACCUUCACCUUGCAUGAACUGACCCACAAUCUAGCAGUUAUGCAACGUUUGGUACAAGAAAUCGACCAAGUCAUGGAGAAGCACAACAACGAAAUCAGCUACGAUAUGAUCAAAGAGAUGAAAUUCCUCGAUAAAUGUGUGAAAGAAACACUGCGAAAAUACCCGGGACUACCAAUUCUGAACCGAGAAUGCACCGAAGAUUAUCAGGUUCCGGAUUCGGAUAUCGUCAUUCGUAAGGGAACUCAAGUGAUAAUUCCUCUGGAAGCCUAUGGGUUGGAUGAGCAGUAUUUCAGCGAACCUCACCGGUACAAUCCGGAUCGAUUCGAUGAAGCCACCAAAGAGUACGACGAGAAGGCUUACUAUCCUUUUGGGGAAGGACCACGGAAUUGUAUAGGAAUUCGCAUGGGAGUUAACGUGAGCAAAGUUGGGCUUAUCUUGCUGCUGUCGGAAUUCAACUUUGAAGCAACAAUCGGUCCGAAAAUCAACUACAGUGCCAGUUCCGUAACGUUGGUUCCGAAGGAUGGCAUUCCGAUGAAAAUCACCAGGAGGAAGUAA